GCGGAAGUUUGUGCGCCGGAGGCAGCGAAGCGGAGCUGAGGUGUCGCUGGCGUUGCCUGGGGCUCUUCCGGGUCUCUGCUGCACUCCCGCGAGGUGGAGGCGGGAACCUGGAACCAUGGCUGUCAGGCAGCUGCGUAGCCUGGCAGGGUCUGGAGGCUGAUCUCAGCGACGCCUGUCCACGGACCCCGUGCUGCGGGUGUUGGGUUAGCUAGGGUCGCGUUAGCUGUCCCGGCCCCCAGACCCUCAAAAUGACCGCAGCUUCCACCUCCAAAUGGGGGCUGAUCACGAACGUCGUAAACAGCAUCGUGGGGGUCAGCGUCCUCACCAUGCCUUUCUGCUUCAAACAGUGUGGCAUCGUCCUGGGGGCCCUGCUCUUGGUCUUCUGCUCCUGGAUGACACACCAGUCGUGCAUGUUCUUGGUGAAGUCGGCCAGCCUGAGCAAGAGGAGAACCUAUGCUGGUCUGGCUUUCCAUGCCUACGGCAAGGCCGGGAAAAUGCUGGUGGAGACCAGCAUGAUUGGGCUGAUGCUGGGGACCUGCAUUACCUUCUACGUCGUGAUUGGUGACUUGGGCUCCAACUUCUUUGCUCCACUGAUUGGAUUACGGGUGACCAACAGCUUCCGCGUGUUCCUGCUCUUCGCAGUGUCCUUGUGCAUCGUGCUCCCGCUCAGCCUGCAGAGGAACGUGAUGGCCUCCAUCCAGUCCUUCAGUGCCAUGGCUCUCCUCUUCUACACCAUCUUCAUGUUUGUGAUUGUGCUGUCCUCCCUCAAGCAUGGCCUCUUCAGUGGGCAGUGGCUGCAGCGGGUCAGCUACAUCCGCUGGGAGGGCAUUUUCCGCUGCGUCCCCAUCUUCGGCAUGUCCUUUGCCUGUCAGUCCCAGGUCCUGCCUACCUAUGACAGCCUGGAUGAACCGUCGGUGAAGACCAUGAGUUCCAUAUUUGCCUCCUCCCUCAACGUGGUCACCGCCUUCUAUGUCAUGGUGGGGUUUUUUGGUUACGUCAGCUUCACCGAUGCCACUGCAGGCAACGUGCUGAUCCACUUCCCCUCCAACCUGGUGACAGAGAUGAUCCGAGUGGGCUUCAUGAUGUCUGUGGCCGUGGGCUUCCCCAUGAUGAUCCUGCCAUGCAGACAGGCCCUGAACACACUUCUGUUUGAGCAGCAGCAGAAAGAUGGAACCUUUGCUGCAGGGGGCUACAUGCCCCCACUCCGGUUUAAAGUCCUCACCUUCUCAGUGGUGUUUGGAACCAUGAUCGGUGGGAUCUUGAUCCCCAAUGUGGAAACCAUCCUCGGCUUCACAGGGGCGACCAUGGGGAGUCUCAUCUGCUUCAUCUGCCCAGCUCUGAUCUAUAAGAAAGCCCACAAGAAUGCCCCCUCAGCCCAGGUUGUGCUCUGGGUCGGCCUGGGCGUCCUGGUGGUCAGCACACUCACUACCCUGUCUGUGAGCGAAGAAACCCCUCUGGAUCUGACCCAACAAGCCCAAAGUGGCCAGCGAGGAGAUGCCGAGGGCGGGGUGAAAGUGGACGCGGCCCGGCUGUCAGUCCAGGAUCCGGUUGUCGUGGUUGCUGAGGAUAACCAGGAGAAGCCAAAGCCGCCCGAGGACAAAGAGGUGCUGGAGCAGGCCCAGAUUAAGGGUCCCGUGGAUGUGCCUGCAGGGGAGGCCCCUAAGGAGAAGCAGGAAGCUGCACAGCUGGAUCGGCCUGGCCAAGGUAUUGCUGUCCCUGUGGGCGAGGCCCACCGCCAUGAGCCUCCUAUCCCUCAUGACAAGGUGGUGGUGGAUGAAGGGCAAGACCAAGAAGGGCCAGAGGAGAAAAAGCCACCUCCCAAGCUCACAGAUGAAGGGGACCCCGGGGACAGGGGACAGGUGGCACCACCUCCACCUGGGUCAGAGAGGGAGGAGCAGGAGCCUGAGAGGGGAGAGGAAGGGAAGAGACUUGAGCAAGCCCCAGCAGUGGUGGAAGCCGAGCAUCCCCAAAAGGUUCUGGAAGCAAAUGGUCAGCCACCUGUCCAGCCCAGGAAGGAAGAUUCCAGACCAGACACUAGGGAUCUGCAUCCAGUGCCCCAGUCCAGGCUCUCUGUGGAGCAGAAUGCUGUGGUGGCGGGUGAGGGCGGUGAAGAGGCUGCCCAGAAGGCUGAAGGGGUCCAAGAGAAGCCCGCGGAGAGCGACGCCGCCGAGAGCAACCUUGGUGGGAAGGCGGACCUCCCUGCACAAAGGCCAGAGGCUGCAGAGGAGAGGGAGCAGAAAGAGGCUGAGCAACCAGGUGGAGACCCGGCGGGGAGCAAGCUAGAAGCUGAGAUUAAAAAGCUAGUAGCAGAAGCUGGCAGGGCCGAGAUGCUGGACCACGCCGUGCUGCUGCAGGUGAUCAAAGAGCAGCAGGUGCAGCAGAAGCGCCUCCUGGACCAGCAGGAGAAGCUGCUGGCUGUGAUUGAGGAGCAGCACAAGGAGAUCCGCCAGCAGCGACAGGAGGAUGAGGAGGACAAGGCUAAGCCUGCUGACAUGCAGCCAGAGCCUGGGGCGGCAGCGCCCAGAGGACAGGAGGAGGCCGGGGACGAGCGUGCUGAUGAGACAGCGGAAGGUGGCCCUCCACAGCCUUCGCAGCCUAGGGGUCGCCCUGCUCCCCCACAAGAGAUGGGCCAGCAACCCCUGGGGGAAGCUAAGGCAGCGCCCGGCAGAGACCUAGCUGACCUUCCUCCUGGUGGCCCUGACAGAGAGCCCCAGGGGGCCCAGACUAAGCUGAGAGAAGACCAGAAGGACGCUGAGCUCAAGGUGGCUGGAGCUGUGAGGGAGCUGGUCCCUGGGGACUUGGAACCAGUGCCCAAGCCAGACUCUGCUGGGGCCCCCAAGAGUCCAGAGAAGCAGCUUGCAGAGGAAGUCGCCAGGCAGCACCAAGAUGCCUUUGGUGCAGGUUCCCAAGGAAGGAAGGAAACUGUAAAGGAAGUGCUAGCCGCUGGUGAUACUCCCAAAGAGGCUGGGCAGCCCUUGGCAGGGGCAGAGGCUGAGAACUCUCGCACAAAGUCCAGGCAAUUAGGACCCACCAUGGUUUCAGCUAAGCCAGCAGACAGAGGCUCUCAGCCCCAGGCCAGGUUUCAGCAAGAACCCCAGGCCAUCCCUAACAAAGGUCAGGAUUCUCACCCAGAGAUAAGAAGUGAGGUUCCCCGAGGGGUUCACAUACCUGCUGAGGGGCAGCAAGGAGGAAAGGGGGAUACCACCAUCCAGGAGGCAAGGAAGAGGCCAGACAUAGCUGUGCCGGAGGGUCAGAAGCCAGAGAAUGUCAAACCCAACCGAGACCUGAAAGUACAGGCUGGCUCUGACCUCCGGAGGAGACGGCGGGGUCUUUCCUCUCAGCCAGAGCAGGAGCUGGCUCCCAAGGAUGGCGUCAUCAUUAGCUUUAACUCCCUGCCUAACGUUCAGGUGAACGACCUCCGCAGCGCCCUGGACUCCCAGCUCCGGCAGGCUGCAGGGGCUGCGUUACAGGUGGUACACAGCCGGCAAAUCAAACAGUUGCCUGGAGAGCUGGAAGAAGCGUGAGAAUCAGGCAUCGGACAGUAGCUGGUGCUAUCCAGCCACACCUGAUUGGAGGCCACCUUCUUAUGUCCCCAAGGCUCCAUCAGGGCACUCACUUGCCCAAGUCGGCUUUGGAAAGGCAGCAUCGAGGGUCAGCCCCGCCGUUGCACGGUGGCAGCGCUUGCCUGUCCCGAUUCACCAGCAGCAGCACUGACAGCAGGGCGGGCAGUUACAGCCUGUCACAGCCAGAUUCCACUCUGACUUGAUGUCCCAUAUUCUCCUUGGUGUGGGAAACCUGCCGUAGGUGACUCUUGUCUCCCCGCGGGGAGGCCCAGGAUUGGGUAUGAUUUGGGUUGGGAGGAGGAACAAGGCCCUCCUGGUUUCCUGUCAUCUGCAUUCUUUGAAAUUGAUUAUGAAACAAAAAAUAAAACACCACUAACAUCUAAUG
This is a messenger RNA of Chionomys nivalis (European snow vole), 3948 nucleotides long. RefSeq names its product solute carrier family 38 member 10 (gene Slc38a10). NCBI's taxonomy places the organism in Eukaryota, Metazoa, Chordata, Mammalia, Rodentia, Cricetidae. Gene Ontology annotation, molecular function: amino acid transmembrane transporter activity. The coding region runs from base 249 to 3524 and encodes 1091 amino acids. The record is from RefSeq and is a predicted model, not a curated record. The transcript is spliced from 17 exons. Gene Ontology annotation, biological process: amino acid transmembrane transport.